AAUUAUAUGGCAAUCAAAAAUCAAGCAAUUGUAUUUCUUAUGGUCAUAGUCAUGGCAGUGGAAAUUCCACUGCCAGGUGCUGCCACGUCAAUAUUGGACUUCACGCCUCAGAAUGUGACGUGUCAUGACGUGAUUAAUUACUUUGCGUAUUGUCAAGAAUUUGUCGAUGGAAAUGAAGAUGAUCCAACGCCUGUGUGUUGCAACAACUUACAUAUAAUGAACGAAAAGGUAGGACAGGAGGAGAGAGGGACGCGGAGAUAUUGUUAUUGUAUUGAAGUGUUCUGUGAUACGUUUAGUCAACCUCAUCCUCCUUAUCUUGCUUCAAGGAUCGAAGAUCUUGAUAAAAAAUGUCAUAUUCAUCGUAGUUUUCCCAUCUCUGAGCAUAUGGAUUGCACAAAUGUUUAGUAAGGAAACAUUUAGCGGUGAUGCAAAAUAUUGCUUCUUUUUUUUUUUUUUUCAUGUUUUAGAUAUUAUGUAAUUAUAUUAUAUUAUAAGAAAAUAUGUAUGGAUAAACAACUAAUUUAUUAAAAAAAAAUGGCCCCCCAAAUCCAUGAAUACUAAUUCCCAAUUCCCAUUUUCUUUUUGUGAUUGAUCAUGAAAAGAUUGCUAAAACUUUAAACAAAGUUCUAAUUACGAAUUAUGAUACAAGAUAAUCACAAUUUUUAUAAGCAAUAUAAUAGAAUAAUUACAAUCCAAAUUAUUUAAAUAAAAACAUGAUUGAUACAAUUCAACUUUA
Molecule: messenger RNA, 736 nt
Organism: Solanum lycopersicum (tomato)
Lineage: Eukaryota; Viridiplantae; Streptophyta; Magnoliopsida; Solanales; Solanaceae
Source: RefSeq, a predicted model, not a curated record